This is a messenger RNA of Plasmodium fragile, 1191 nucleotides long. RefSeq lists its product as uncharacterized. NCBI's taxonomy places the organism in Eukaryota, Apicomplexa, Aconoidasida, Haemosporida, Plasmodiidae. Gene Ontology annotation, cellular component: Arp2/3 protein complex; actin cytoskeleton. The transcript is spliced from 7 exons. The record is from RefSeq and is a predicted model, not a curated record. Gene Ontology annotation, biological process: Arp2/3 complex-mediated actin nucleation. Bases 1 to 1191 code for a protein of 396 amino acids. Gene Ontology annotation, molecular function: actin filament binding.
AUGAUUGAGUAUAUAAAAUGUGAGUGUACCAAAUAUGCUGUGCCGGAGGAAGAUUCUGAACCGCCAAUAAACGUCUCGGCCAACGCGCAGAACACGCUAGUGGCUUUUGUGAAAAAUGAAAAAUAUGUGCACGUGUCCAAAAUAACAAGUGGAAAGUUGUCCCCAUGUAAGACGAUAUUCCUGGCGAACAGGCACAAAAUUGUUGCCCUCGAAUGGUCGAGACAAAACGACCUUCUCGUACUCACCAUCGACAUGAAAUGCGUCAUAUAUAAAGAGGGAAAAAACGGACGAUGGAAACCCACCAAUGUUAGCAUCACAUCUGAGGAACUCCUACCUACUUGUGCCUGUUGGCAUCCACAUGCCCACUCCUUUGCCAUUGGAUUUGCGUCCGGCGUUAUAUUCAUUUGUUCUUCAAAGGGAGAAGAUACAAAAUGGAAAAUACAAAAGGUGGUAAAUCACUCUGGGAGCGUUUUGUUCCUACAGUGGAGCUAUUCAGGGCAUAUACUGUGUAGCUGCUCCAUGGACUCAUCUGCUCAGCUCGUGCGCACGUCGGGCACUGUGGACGAAGACACACCAGAUGGAGGAAAAACUAGGAUGCACCCCAAUAUUGACGAACUCGUCGAGGACAGUAACUUAAACAGCAACGACGUCAUCGGCAAGAUCGAAUGCGAAGGGCACGUCAUUCUGCAUAGUUCCUUUUCCCCAUCGAACAAAAGAGUGGCCGUAAUAGCAAGCAGCUUCGAAAAUAACCGAGAACACCAGCAAAUAAUAAUUUGCGACUACUUAAAGCCCAUGCCCAACACGGAGUUCGUUUCUUGGGUUGGCCAGACGAUGCAGAAGUGUCUUUUUUUGGAUGAGGACACACUGCUGGUUUACGGCUAUGAAAUAUUCCCCAUCCUUGUAGAAUGCCUGAGUGGGGAAUGGACCCUAUCGAAGGUGGUGCUGCCGCAGUUCUCAAUUAAAAAUUUAAGCAUUGAUUUUUUCUAUGACAAAAAAAGCAUUCAAGACAUAGAGGACCAGUGCCAGAACAUGAGCGGGAACGAAAUAAUUGGAGAAAUAGUUGCUCAUUCGAAUAACAUCUUGCAGAUGUUCCUGUUGGAGCCGCUGGAGGGUCAAACAUACACCCAAUUUGUAACCGUGUCCAGCGAUUUUAAUGUUGUUUUUUGGCGUUUUCCUUGCAACAGCGUCUAG